Messenger RNA from Esox lucius (northern pike), 2672 nucleotides. It is a transcript of the gene apol1, whose product is annotated as apolipoprotein L, 1. The transcript is spliced from 13 exons. NCBI's taxonomy places the organism in Eukaryota, Metazoa, Chordata, Actinopteri, Esociformes, Esocidae. Gene Ontology annotation, molecular function: lipid binding. The coding region runs from base 267 to 1940 and encodes 557 amino acids. Gene Ontology annotation, cellular component: membrane; extracellular region. The record is from RefSeq and is a predicted model, not a curated record. Gene Ontology annotation, biological process: lipoprotein metabolic process; lipid transport.
ACCUCGCCACUCCCAGUCAUGUGGUAGAAGUACACAACACAAGGGAGUGGAAUGUAUGUACUGGUUACAGCUUAAUGCUAGACCAACUUUAAACAAGAGAUAAAAUAAUUGAGCCGACUAUGACAUGCAAGUCCAAACCGAAAUACUAUUUGGCACAGUCUUCAUUUCAGCUACUACAGCAAUUCAUUUUACAAUCAGAAACUGGCAAUCCAGGCUGGCAAACCAAAUCAAAUUUACGGACUAACAACCACUGGUAGACAGUCCUGAUGGAUCUUUCUACACACAGUGGUCUCUCAGCCAGCGCUGACAGUCUUUCAGAUAAGACUUCAAAGGGUGGAAUGCUGGGAAAGAUUUUUUGGAAUCCAUUUGCUUCCUUUACUCAGGACAAAGAGAGGGAGAAAGACUUAUCAGGCUCUGCGGAAAAACUCACUUUUUACGACAAACACUUUGAAGAUAAGAAGGUCAAAAGCAAUCUGAAAGAGAGAAAGGAGAAAACAGAAACACCAGCAGUUCCCCCCAAACCCACUGAAGAGGAGCUAAAGGUUACAGCCUCACCUGCUAGACUGAAAAAGAUUGAGACUGAUAACCAUCAGGACCAAUCUAAUGAUAAGUGCCUUAAAGUGGGAGAAUGUCUCCUCACUGGGAAAAACGAGGAGAACAAGGACAGAGAGGAGGCGUUGGUAAACCCCAUUGAUAACACAGCAGUCAAGAUGAAAAAAACGAAGAAACACAAUCCGUUCAUGCCUCACAAUGUUGGGAGUAAGGGUCAAGCCAUGCAGAAGAAGGGGGAACUCCAGCAGGGAACCAUAAAUAGUGACGAAACAGAGAAUCAAGGUGGAACUAAAUCAUUAUUUGACCAAUUGGAGGAAUUCCGUGUCAAUCCCACAGAGAUGGAGAAACAGAAUAUGGAUGACCUGAUGGCAUGGUGGAGCACUGUAGAGCAGUGGGAAGACAUGCCUCAAGAUGAUGUCAUGACGGAAAAACAGGAGGCCAAGGCGUUUGCAGGGACCGCAGUAAAGGUGCAGAAAGGUAUCCGUGUGUUCAACAAGCUGUUCUCAGAGCGAGCAGAGAGCCUGUGGAAGCAUGUCAUUGACCUGAACAGCAUUGCAGAUGCCCUCGACAGCUUCAGCAAGAAGACCAAAAUCGUCCAGAUCACUGGUGGUUCUACUAGCGCUUUAGGCGGUGUAUGUACCAUCGUAGGCCUUGCACUGGCCCCUGUCACUUUAGGGACCUCCCUGAUCGUCACGGCGGUGGGGCUGGGUGUGGCAACAGCGGGGGGCCUGGCCUCAGCUGGAGCUGGAAUCUCCAACACAGUCAACGACUCCCUGGACCGCAAGAAGGUUGAGGCCAUUGUAACGGACUUUCAGGGGAAGAUGAGCGACAUCAACAAGUGCAUGCUAUUCAUCAAGCAGGGGAUUGAGAGCCUGCGUAGGUUCGACCUGCUGAAGAUGAAGAAGCAUGCCUACAACCGUGAUUUCCCGGGUUUCAACAACAUCUAUGAAGACGGCGCCAUGGCUGGGAAGGCUAUCCUCGUUAAUGCCAGUGAGCUAAUGCGAGUAAUGCAGAUUGCCAAUGUGGCGGGCAGCACUGCGGCACGAGCUGUCCAGAUUGCCAGUAUGGCCACUGGAGUGCUCACUGGCCUGUUUGUGGCCAUGGACAUCUACUUUGUGGCACAGGACUCUAAGGAGCUGAAGAAGGGAGCAAAGUCAGAGUUUGCUGCCAAGAUCAGGGAGGUGGCGUCCCAGCUGCAUGACGGACUGGUGGAGCUCAACAGCAUACGAGUUGAACUGCAUUCCACAAACACCCCCGACAACUCCAAUAAAACCAAUGUAGACCCCAAAAGCAAUGCCUUAGACAGUGCCAGUCAUAGUACAGCCCUGGACAGCUCAGAUGAUGGAACAGACAACCACAAAACCUCUAACGUUAUUACUGAUAAUUAAAGUAAUACAUCAGAUAAUAGCAAAGCUAAAACCAUAACUAAUUUCAUAAAAUGAGUCGUUUUUUAUUUUGGAAGCUGAUUGGACAAAAAUGUUUUAUAUCCGAAAUUAUGACAAAGAUAUUUUCACUGUUUUUAAUGCAGUGCUAACCAGUUUAUAAUAGCAGUAAGGCACCUCUGAUUUUUGUGCAGUGUAGCAAAUAUACCAUUGCUAAGACUGUAUUCAGGCAUGAUGACAUAUUGGCCAUAUCACAAUCCCCUUCAAGCCUAACCCAUAUUACAAUUUCAAGGCUUAAAUUGUUCUUUUAGACAUAAGGUGAUGGCAGGAAACUACUCUCUGCAGCCUAUGUAACAGCCUUACAAAUAUAUGCUCCACACUGGAUUUUGUCUAAUUGUCUUCAGGGCUAAUUGUAAAUAAGUAUACUUAUUUUCAGCAAAAUAUUUUGUGUAAUUAAAUUGUUGGCUAUACAAUACGAAGGGCCAUAAUAAACUGUGUUGCUUUGUUUCCUUUUUGGUUUCAGGUUUUGGGUAAUACUGUACUUUAUUUUAGAUUAGGAAUGGGCUUUCAUAUACUCUGAAGCAUACAUUUUAAAGAUAGCACUUCAUAGCCACACAUUGAUUAUCAUAGGUUCAUGCCCUGUUGAAAUACAUUUUUUUGGGGGGUGCAUAAUUUAUUUCAGAAGAAUGUCUGUAACUUGAACUAUUUGUUAAUCCAAAUAAAUACAGUUGGCUAAGA